UCGAAAGAGAAGCUAAACGUCAAAAAAUAACUUUUCAUCCACGAAAAUUCAUCACAGGUGUUGUUCGUUCGUGUUCUUCUAGCUGGAAGCCGACGAAAAGAAAAAUCAUUUGUGGUCGAGUCGUCGUCGUCUUCGUCGUCGAGUAGUGUGAAUAAUUAUUAUUGCUAUUCCGUUUGUGCCAUUCCAUAGGAUUACAACAUUUGCCUUUGACGGCGAAUGAAUUGACAAAAAAAAAGUUCCUUUGCUUUGGAGUUUUCAUUUUCGCUUGUUUGACGAACACCUCCAACGCACGAUCAAGUGUGACCGAAAACAAGUUGUUCUUAUCGUUCGAAGGUUCGACUUUAUAAUGGUCGUAUUGUGUUUCGAGUGAGCUGAAGGGGAACCUAUAGAACGGGAACUUCGUAGUUUGUCGUCGGUAUUUGAUCAAACAGGUCGAACCUUGAAGCAGCUGUUGAUUUGCGAAAUUCUGUGCACAAAGAGAUCCAUUGAAGGUUGCACCUUUCCUUCUGUGGAUGAGUUGAAUAUGUUUUGCAACGGCCUUAACCAUCGUCGAUCAAUCGAACACCGUGGCAAUUUGGCGAUCGGUUGUGCAAGAGUUUGAGGAAGAAGUUUCCUGAGGGGUGUAGUUCUGUUCGAAGGGUGUUCGCCAAGUGGAAGCGAUCAUGUUCGCUUCGUUGAAGAACAAGAUCAAGGAGGAGACCGGAAGCGAUGUAACGUCACUGCCUUCGAGGAGUUCGCAGCCAGACAUGGCGAUGGCGUCGGGUCAGCGGUUUCGCAGGAGUCGAGGAGAAUCGUUGACCAGCAUGGCAUCGAUGGAUGAGUUGAGUCUGCUGGAGCAAAAAGAUGCUGAGCUGAGCGCUACGCGAAUUCAGCUUCAGGAACUUGCUGGCCAGUGUAAUGAGUUUAGAGAUCAGAUUCGGGCGUAUGAGGAAGAUAAGGUUCGAAUGGAGGAAGCAAACAAGCUGCUGGAGGAUUCGCUAAAGGUGGCGCAGGUUCAGAAGGACUUGCUCUGCGAGGAGCAGGAUAAGAUACAGAACCUGCAGCAACAGGAGAUCUCGAAGCUGAAAAGUAUGCUGUUGUUCAGAGAGCAGGAAGCGGUCGAUCGGAUAUCGCAUCAAAAGGCGGCCGAACAACAAGUCGAAAGCUUGAAACAAGAGCUGGGGCGGGUCAGGGGGAUCGAACCUAUGAUUGAGGAUUUACAGGAUGAGCUGGAGAAUAUUCGGCACUCGACCAGCAUCGAAAACAACAACCUCCGAUCGACCCUGGCAGCAGUCGAAGAAGAGAACCGUCAUCUAAAGAGUCGCAUUCAGGUGUUGGAGGAAAGUCGUGCAUCCCUCACGUCUGGCAAUACAGAUGAGAGGAUUCGCUCUCUUCUACAAGAGCGAAAAUCUCUCGAGCAACGUUUAGAAGAAGCCCAUCUGCACCUGUCAGACAUCAAGAGCAGCUGGAGUGGCCAGAACCUUGCUCUAGAAACUCAAGUCAACAGACUUUCUCGGCAGGUCGCAGAAGAAACCCGUGAAAGACAUAACGCUCUCAAACUGAAAGACGAUCUCAUCGAAAAGGUGAAGCAAUUGGAGUUUGAGCUCGAAAAGACUCGAAAUGAAGUCACUCAGAGGGACAACAAGAUUACCCUAAUGAGUGAGGAAAUAGACGAGCUGAACUCCGCACUGAGGGAAGCUCGGGAGCAGCAUGAAGAGGAAGUGACGUUCAUGAACUGCAAGCUCGAACAACUUCAGGUGGAGUUGAACAACAUUAGAACCAACCUUACAGAAACCGAGCAAAGGCUACUGGAAUCGCUGGAGGGGUCCGAUCGAUCCAUGAAUUCGUACAAAUCGCAGAUUUUGCAACUAGAGGAUAGCGUGAGGGCGCUUGAUGGACAGUUGUCAAUGGAGAAGCAAGAAAAGCUCACGAUUCUUAUGAAGAACACGGAGAUUUCUCAAAAAGAGGAGAUCUUACGGAAGGAGCUUCGACAGGAGCAGGAAGAAGCACAGGAGCUGCACGACCGGGCAUCUUUCCUGCAACGGGAGUUGGAUAAAAAAUUGAACACCGUUAACGAGCUUCGAAAACAGAUCGACGAAUUGAUGAGCACAAAUCUCGAACAAAAUGCAAAACUUGCAGCACUGGAUAGCUUACACGCGGAACUGAUUGAUAAAAAUAAGAUCAUAAAAAUCCUAAAUCAACGGCUGGUGGACAUGAAGAAGACACUGCAAGAAGAGAUAAACAGCAACAAUAACAACAACUACAACAACAACAACAAUAAUAAUAGUGUCACAACGAUCUCUGGAACAUCGCACCCAAAGUAUUCCGAGCACAUCUACGAACGAGCCAACUCGAAGGAAAAACAGGAAACCGCUGUACUCAAACAGCAAAAUGGUGCCAUUAGUCACACUAGUAGUAAUAGUAGCCAUGUAAGCAGUAACCAUAGCAACAUUAACCCCCACGGCGACCACAACGGGGUUCCAAAAUCCAGCGGGACGAUCGUCAUGGACGAAGUGAAUUUUCGUUAUUUGAAACAUGUGAUAAUAAAGUUUCUCACUAGUCGAGAGGUCGAAGCGCGGCAGCUUGUCAAAGCCGUGGCCACAUUGCUCCAGCUGUCACACGAGGAGGAGAAACUGCUCCAGAAUACGCUCACGUGGAAGAUGAGCUGGUUCGGUAGCCGCCGUGGUCAGCAUUCGCAGAUCUCCCAAUCAACAACGGUACCACCAAGUUAAAAUAUGAAAUAUACCACAAACAACAGUGAUCAGAACAUUUCUACGUAGGAUUAGGUCCACCUUAAAACCCGUUGCGGUGUCUAUCCUUCCCGGCUCUCUCUUACAAACAAACAAAUAAAACUAUUGUUGCAGUUACAGCAUAUGGCAAUACAUACAGAGUAAGGAUUGCAAGAGAAAUAUAAACACAAAGAUAAAUCUUUCAAUUAUUUGAAGCAAAAAACAAACACUGAAACAUAAUCAAAUAUUUAGCUCCAGACCACAAUUAUAUCAUUAAACAAACAUAUUGUAAUCUCUCAAAGCUAAAAACAAGUACCUUUAAGUUUAUCUCUCGAAAGUAUUAUAGGCUACCCUAUUCAUAACUAUUAUAGCAGCUUUCACGAGCUUUAGCUUCCUGUGUACCUUCUUUGUUACAUUCCUAUUUUUGAAGUAUGUUGUUUUUAUAUUAUUUAGAUAACUGUUAUGUUUGUUGAUAAAUUUUGAUCUCUAUAAAUUGGUUUUAGACAGAUUUCAGUCACAACUUAGGCCAUUCAUUAUGUGAUGUAUUAGUUUGCUUUAGCUUAUGCUGCGUUCGGACUAAUACCAAUUCAGUUGUUAGAAGUUUGAACGUAGUAAAGACAUUUGUAUUACCAGGAGCGUCUGCAAUCCUACACAAGGACACAUACAUAUAAAGCGAAUAGUUAAUAAAUAUGAAUGAAAUGUUAAAUGGCGCGAAACGAAUGAGAAAGCAUUACCGGAUGUGUUAUACUUUGCAAUCGAGCGUAGAAACAAAUAAAUGCUAAAAAUGCAAAUAAUGGAAAAAUUAAA
This is a messenger RNA of Aedes aegypti (yellow fever mosquito), 3515 nucleotides long. RefSeq names its product golgin subfamily A member 1 (gene Golgin97). NCBI's taxonomy places the organism in Eukaryota, Metazoa, Arthropoda, Insecta, Diptera, Culicidae. The record is from RefSeq and is a predicted model, not a curated record. Bases 663 to 2711 code for a protein of 682 amino acids. The transcript is spliced from 9 exons. Gene Ontology annotation, cellular component: Golgi apparatus.